Molecule: messenger RNA, 2461 nt
Organism: Maniola jurtina (meadow brown)
Lineage: Eukaryota; Metazoa; Arthropoda; Insecta; Lepidoptera; Nymphalidae
Exons: 8
Coding region: 289-1515 (408 amino acids)
Source: RefSeq, a predicted model, not a curated record
ACGGGGGUGGAUGCACGCAUUUUCAUCCCCUACAUUACGACCACGUUGCCCCAACUUUGCUGAACUAACGAAACAACGAAAACAAUAAUAUCUUGUGUCACGUACAAAAAUAUGUGCGACGUGUUGUGUGAAUAAAAUAUGUGCACGAGUGUACAGUUUCAGUGAUGUGUCUUCUUUUAUUCUUUUCCGUAAUGAUAAUCUCUGGAACACCUUGAAUGUGACAGGCCCUGGAGGAAUUAACCCAGAUUUAGUUGAGCGAGCCGCGACGAUGAUCACCCACGCUGAAAUAUGGAGAUAAAACGUCAUGAAAAGCCGGGCAACCUGUCUCCCCUAAACCCGGCUACCAAGAAGGAGGAAGAAGGCAAGACCUCCAGGUCGAGCAGCAAGUCGGAGAAGGAACUGAGGAUUCAUGACAAGUCUCCGAGCGAAGAGGCCCUGAGAAGAGCAGAGAGACGGUUGUCGAGAGCCAGUGAAAGUUCCAGAGACACCUUUGACAGACAAGACUCAAAAUCGACACUAAGCCCGAAGGUAUCCCGCAAAUACUUCACCAACUGGCGACAGGCAUGCGAUAAGACGAAGGAUAAAACCAAAGAAUUGUUAAAACGGUGGAGGACGCUACCAGAAUCGGAAGUUCCUGGAAAUCCAAUGCAAGCGACGGAGCACAGUGAAGACGAGAAAAAUCACGGAUGGAGUGUCCAUGUUUGGACGACAUGGGUCAACCGAUGCAGUCAAGACCUGGAGUGCCUAGACCUGGAGGAGGAGCAACCAUUAGCACAACUGAGCUCCAUACAAACAGACAAGAUGACUCUCUUCUUCACCGAGCUUCUUGACCACGACCGAGAUGACGUCAUCUGUGACCAGGAUUUUGACAAUUUUUUUGAGAAACUGGCCCACUUCGCAGACUGGUCGAGCAACUCGUCAGAGUUCCAUAUGAUGUUGGAAGUGAAAAGGGAAUUCAUCGAGCAUUUUAUCAAUCCAUUGCCAACAAAGUUUGCAGAGUUGCCAUACUACAGAAGAGUUUGUGGACCCGAAGCUGGUGGAAUGGCUGGAAGAACUACCCUCGAAGGCUGGUUAGCAAGAUGGGCGUUACAGCUCACAGAAAUGAAACGUUUUGUUGAUUUGCCGCUUUACCUACAGUACCUGUGCAAGAUUAUGUUUAAUGUUAUAGAUAGAGACAGUACAGGAGAAAUUAGGAAGCCAGCGCUGGCGGCCUUUUACCGUUCAGUAAUCGGGCUCUCUGCUAAGCGAGUCGAAGAGAUUAUCGACACGGCCUACGACAGGAUGACGAGCAAUAGUUAUCUAAUCCUCGACUACGGGACGUUCGUACAUUGCUUCACCAACUGGCUGAUGGGGAAGAACCCAAAUGGACCUGGACAGUGGGUGCUGGUACCACCAAAGGAUUCCUUACCACAACCGCCAUUCCCAGUAGAUUAUAGCGCUUUGAACACUGAGCCGGCGAAACUCGAACCGUAUGCACCAGACAAAAAGACUAAUAGACAUUCUGUCAUAGUAUAAGAUUUACAGACUAGCGAAUUUAUUUCGGCUAUUAAUUUUAUUAGUGGAACCAAAUAACAUUUUUUGUCAGACAAGGGCGAAAUUCAUGCUGUUCGAAAUGCAUUUUAACUAUGUGUGUUUGUUUUACCUAAUGCUUUAUUGCACAAGGUACUUAUUUUAACACAAGGAGCAGCAAGCUUAAUUCGGUGUAAUCUACCAACACAUGCAAAUCUCUAUGGUCAAAAUCUUAGCGAAAAUAUCUUUGUCGUUGUAGCCUACAUCUCAUCUCAGGAUGCUUCGGUGUCCGAGUAAAAGUGUUUUAGAAGAUUUAUGGGGUGUUACGUAGGUAAUGGUGGUGCGUAUUGCUUGCUUACUUUUCCUGUGUGUUUAGUAGUAGGGAUUUGGAAGGAAGGAAGGAUUUGUCUGUUUUGCCAGAUUGGCGAAUUCAGCUUGCUGUUCUUGGUAUCAUGGAUUUCCGCAAAAUUAUGCCUGCUUCUAUCCAAUCAUUUAUCCAACACUAUACCUAGUUACAUCAGAAACUAUCAUUUAAGAAAUUACAAGCAAAGCCUAUUUCAUAGCCAGUUUUAGUCGAUAUUUCGGACGGAAUUUCGCGCGUGUUUGGCCGAGUGUGUCUAGGUCAUAAUAUAGGCGUAUUAAAGGCAAUUUAGAGAAUAGCAACGUAUACGUAAACUAUACCUAGUAUAUGCGUAGGUAGAUAUAGUGCGAGAUUUUGUGUCCUAAUUAAUUAAUAAUUAAAGAUUGUAUGCUGUUCCAGUGUAUACUGAUUUGUAUGAAAGUAUGUACAUAGUAAACCAUACCAUUUUAAGACGGCAAUUCGUCACAUGUUUGAAGAGACUCUACAAUGUAAAAAUACACUUAGAAUAAUACUGACGUAGAUAACUUUAAACACGGUCCCCUAAUACGCCUAUAGUCAGGUUUAAUUGAUAAGUAAAUGAAUUUAGUACUU